Molecule: messenger RNA, 699 nt
Organism: Thalassophryne amazonica
Lineage: Eukaryota; Metazoa; Chordata; Actinopteri; Batrachoidiformes; Batrachoididae
Product: 60S ribosomal protein L19-like
Exons: 6
Coding region: 45-638 (197 amino acids)
Biological process (GO): translation
Cellular component (GO): cytosolic large ribosomal subunit; ribosome
Molecular function (GO): structural constituent of ribosome; RNA binding
Source: RefSeq, a predicted model, not a curated record
UCUCAGGAAGUGUUUUCUUUCUUUAGCUACUACUUUCUGUAACCAUGAGCAUGCUCAGGCUCCAGAAGCGCCUUGCGUCCAGUGUGUUGCGCUGUGGCAAAAAGAAGGUGUGGCUGGACCCCAACGAGACAAAUGAGAUCGCCAAUGCAAACUCUCGUCAGCAGAUCCGAAAACUGGUAAAAGAUGGAUUGAUAAUCAGAAAACCUGUGACGGUCCACUCUCGUGCCCGCUGCCGCAAGAACACACUAGCACGUCGCAAAGGACGCCACAUGGGUAUUGGAAAGAGAAAGGGUACAGCCAACGCUCGUAUGCCGGAGAAGCUCUCGUGGAUGCGGCGCAUGAGAAUCCUGCGCCGUCUUCUUCGUCGCUACAGGGACUCCAAGAAAAUUGACAGGCACAUGUACCACAGCCUGUACCUAAAGGCCAAAGGUAAUGUCUUCAAAAACAAAAGAAUCUUGAUGGAGCACAUUCACAAACUGAAGGCAGAUAAGGCUCGUAAGAAGCUCCUGGCUGACCAGGCUGAAGCUCGUCGUACAAAAACAAGGGAGGCACGCAAGCGCAGAGAAGAGCGACUCCUUGCCAAGAAAGAAGCCUUAAUCAAGAGCUUGGCAAAGGAGGAAGAAACUGCAAAGAAGUGAAUCUGAAAUCGUAUCUUUAGGUUUCUGUUUUAUGACACAUAAAGUCUGAUAAAAGAGCCAA